AUGUGGGUGGUCAGCUACUUUUGCAUUUUUCGAGGAACGAAGUCGACUGGAAAGUCCGUUUAUGUCACCUCGACGUUUCCGCUUGUCAUGAUGAUGAUUCUCAUCGUCCGAGGGGUCACCUUAAAAGGAGCAGCAAAAGGACUCGCUUUUUAUCUCAAGCCGAAUUUCCCAAAACUUUUGGAGAUCAAUGUCUGGAUCGACGCCGGAACACAAGUCUUCUUCAGCUACAUGAUCGGCAUUGGAACAGCAAUCGCGCUUGGUUCUUACAACGACUUUCAUUUCAACAGCUUCAAAUGGUCCCUAUUUCUUUGCGGAUUUAAUGCAUCCGCAUCCUUCUUCUCCGGCUUCGCUAUCUUUUCGAUUCUCGGCUACAUGUCCACAUUGACAGGAAUCGACGUUGCUGACAUCGCUGAAAGUGGCCCCGGACUUGCUUUUAUCGUUUAUCCUCGAGCAGUGAGUUUGAUGCCCCUUCCCAAUCUCUGGGCCAUUCUUUUCUUCACGAUGCUUUUGAUGCUCGGCCUCGCUAGCCACUACGUCGGCGUUGACGGUCUCGCCGCCAUGAUUGCCGAUCUCUACCCAAAACAAUUCAAGACGAGUUCGACGGGACGUCCCAUUCUCGUCGGUUGUAUUUGUCUCCUCUGCUUCCUGGUCGGACUGCCAAUGAUGACUGAUGGUGGAAUUUACGUCUUCCAAAUUUUCGACAUUUAUGGAGCGUCCGGACUGUGCCUCUUGUGGGUGGCAUUUUUCCAGACGUCGGUUGUGGCUUGGAUUCACGGGCGGGAUAAUUACUACAAGAAACUCAGCCUCAUGUAUAGCAAGGAAAUCAACGUCUUCCGCUACCCUUGGUACAUCUUCGGCUAUCUCUGGCAGUUCAUCACUCCCAUUGUUUGCAUGCUGGUUUUUGUCAUCAAACUGACUCAAAUGGGAAGAACGGUUUAUGACAAAACGUACUUGUAUCCAGCUUGGGCCGAUGCUUUUGGAGUUUGCCUCGCGUCCUCCUCCAUGAUUGCAAUUCCGACCGUCUUUAUCUUGGAAUACCUCAGAUCUAACGGAGGUUCUUUCAUCGCUGCCUACAACCGAGAAGUGUCCUUUUUGGAAAACAUUCAAGACCCUGAAUUUUACAGCAAAUUGUCAACCGCUGCGUCGAAUAAAUGGAAAGACGUCAUCACAGAAAGAAUUUCAGCUGAGACGAAGGCAAUUAUUUCGGGGCUAGAGAAAGAAGAGACGACAGAAGAGAAAAAUAUUUCAUCAAAAGAUGAUUUUCUCAUAGAAUCGUAA
Molecule: messenger RNA, 1278 nt
Organism: Oikopleura dioica
Lineage: Eukaryota; Metazoa; Chordata; Appendicularia; Copelata; Oikopleuridae
Source: the annotation of a GenBank genome assembly